CUCAUCCCCCGUAGAUAGUGAGUGAGGAAACAGUACACCACCGUAGGAACCCGACCAAGUACAGCAUUCAAUUUAUGAAGCCCCGAAAGAUCCUGCUUAUGGGACUUCGCCGAAGCGGCAAGUCAUCCAUCCAGAAAGUUGUUUUCCAUAAAUUGCCUCCGAAUGAGACGCUAUUCUUAGAGUCGACAAGCAAACUAACAAAAGACCAUAUUUCGUCUUUUAUUGAUUUUUCUGUGUGGGACUUUCCUGGCCAGGUUGAUGUUUUCGAUACAGCGUUUGAUUUUGAAAGCAUUUUCAAUCAAGUCGGUGCCUUGGUGUUUGUCAUUGAUGCCCAGGACGAUUAUUUAGAAGCACUCUCGCGGUUGUAUAUAACAAUUUCCAGAGCGGUUGCUAUCAACCCACAAAUAUUUAUAGAGGUUUUUAUUCACAAGGUUGAUGGUCUUAGCGAUGACUUUAAGAUCGAUACACAGCGCGAUAUACAACAACGUACGCAGGAUGAGCUUUCGGAUGCUGGCCUAGAGAAUGUCUCGCUUUCUUUUCAUCUCACGUCCAUUUUUGAUCAUUCUAUCUUUGAAGCUUUCAGUCGUGUUAUUCAAAAACUGAUUCCUCAGCUUCCGGCACUUGAGAACCUUCUUAAUAUUUUUUGUUCAAAUUCUCUUGUGGAAAAAGCAUUUCUAUUUGAUGUAUACUCCAAAAUUUAUGUUGCUACAGAUAGUAGUCCCGUGGAUGUCCAAAGUUAUGAAAUAUGUUCGGAUGUUAUUGAUGUGAUAUUGGACUUUGGGUCUAUCUACGGUACUUCUAAUUCUUCAAAACCCACAGAUGACAGUGAAGCUAUUGCUCAACGCUACCCAAUUGAUGAAGCAUCUUCGGUCAUCCGCCUGUCGACUGGUUUGGUCCUCUUUCUGCGUGAGGUUAACCAGUUUCUUGCUCUCGUUUGUAUUAUUCGGGCAGAGAAUUUUGAGAAGUCUGGUCUUGUUGAGUACAACGUGCAAUGUUUCCAGAAGGCAGUCCAAAAAAUAUUCCAAUUGUAAUAAAGAAAUAACGUUUCACCGCGGAAAUGAAGCAUUUUAUUUAAUACGAGUAAUGCCCUGGAACUGGCCUCUGUUUCUAUACUGUGUUACGUUGACUGAGCUUCGCAUACCGUGUUGGAACAGAGUUGGACUAUUAUUUAUUAUCAAUGUUACAGGUAUUUUAUGCUCACUAGGAGUUUGUAUGUAAACUGAGUGAGGACCAUUACAGCUAUUAUUUUUCUCUUAAUAAUUUGAGAAUGAAAUAAGCCAUUUUAACAAAUUUGUCGAAUAAGAAAUGGAAUGAGUGUUUAGGAUUGAUUAUGGUAACUUGAUGUAUUUCGGUUACUUCAACUCUUGGAAAUCACUUGAUAAUCAUGGCUUUUGGAGGUAUGGUCUUUAAUUUUGUUUUUUAGUUGAGAAACGCUUGUCCUCAAAUUUAUUGAAGAAACAUUUAAUUAUGUUUACAUUAAUGCAUAUAAUAUUCUCUUUAAUGUUCCAA
Molecule: messenger RNA, 1509 nt
Organism: Schizosaccharomyces japonicus yFS275
Lineage: Eukaryota; Fungi; Ascomycota; Schizosaccharomycetes; Schizosaccharomycetales; Schizosaccharomycetaceae
Product: Gtr1/RagA G protein Gtr2
Exons: 2
Coding region: 75-1031 (318 amino acids)
Cellular component (GO): fungal-type vacuole membrane; Gtr1-Gtr2 GTPase complex; endomembrane system
Molecular function (GO): GTPase activity; GTP binding
Source: RefSeq, a predicted model, not a curated record